AGAGCGGCGUUCGCAGGGACUCUUAGCCACCUUCAUCAGCUACACGAGUCUUGCUGGGUUGCUCGCACUCCUACGUUGGAGGUGUGAAUUCAAUUCGAUCCGGAAGGUCGGUGUCUCUUCCCAGAAGCUUGGCGAGAUCGCGGAAAUGCCUCCACAGGCCCCAAUUUCACUCUCCAAAUUCCUCAGCAGACAGAGCUUACGAAGACCGCCUCCGAAACCCCACCCUUCCUCUUCAACUUCCUUGGCGUCGCUAUCGCCAUCCCCGAAUCCGCUCAAUCCUCGCCCUCAAUGCCCCCAGAACCACGCGACUCGAACCUGGUACCUCGGUUCGUUCCCGCGCUCGCUCGAUGCCAAUCUCGGACCGAGUCGGAGGGGACUCAGCACCGACCCGGGCGUCGGCUCGGUGCCAGAGUACGACGAGGAGGUAGACGCGAUAAACCUGAAGUUCGCGGAGGCGAGGGACGAGAUCGAGAUGGCCAUGGAGUCGAAGGAGACGGUGUACUUCGACGAGGAGGCCGAGUGCGCCAGGGCCGCAGUGAAGGAGGUCGUCGACCGGUUCGAGGGGUUGCUGCGGAGGCUCCCGGAGGCCGAGAAGGCGGCGCUGCAGCGGUCGAUGGGUCUCAAGAUGGAGCAGCUCAAGGCCGAGCUCCAGCAGCUCAACGACUGAACUUUGGAUACUCUGGCCAGCUCCGGUUCGUGUACUCUACUCUGUUUCUCUAGCUAAUUUUGUUACUCGUGGAUUCUUGAUCGAGGUGGGUUCGGAUUAUUCUUUUUGCCGAGGUACUUGGACAAGUGAAUGGUUUUUGAGGAGAGCUGGUGAAGUACAUUUGAUCAGAGGAUGUUGUCCUAGUUUUAAGCAAUAAUGCAACGGAUUUUACAGUCCUUUUGAAACUCUAUAUCGCGGUGAUUGAAUCUUGGCUAUACCCUUGGUUUGGUUGGGUGGAACUGGCAAUGCACGUUCUCCAUAAACGGUGAGACACUGCCUUUAACCAAUUGAUUUUGUUCUGGAAUUAAUGUCACUUCUGGCGGUUUG
Molecule: messenger RNA, 1033 nt
Organism: Rhodamnia argentea
Lineage: Eukaryota; Viridiplantae; Streptophyta; Magnoliopsida; Myrtales; Myrtaceae
Product: embryogenesis-like protein
Exons: 1
Coding region: 146-667 (173 amino acids)
Source: RefSeq, a predicted model, not a curated record